Molecule: messenger RNA, 1479 nt
Organism: Elephantulus edwardii (Cape elephant shrew)
Lineage: Eukaryota; Metazoa; Chordata; Mammalia; Macroscelidea; Macroscelididae
Gene: ALG11
Product: ALG11, alpha-1,2-mannosyltransferase
Exons: 4
Coding region: 1-1479 (492 amino acids)
Biological process (GO): protein N-linked glycosylation
Cellular component (GO): endoplasmic reticulum membrane
Molecular function (GO): GDP-Man:Man(3)GlcNAc(2)-PP-Dol alpha-1,2-mannosyltransferase activity
Source: RefSeq, a predicted model, not a curated record
AUGGCGGCCUCCGAAGGGGGUUGGUGUUUCUGCAAAUUACUGAGGUUUUUUUAUUCAUUAUUCUUCCCUGGACUAAUUAUAAGUGGCACUUUGUGUGUGUGUUUGGUCAUUUUCCUUUGGGGAAUCAGACUGCUGCUCCAGAGAAGGAAGAAAGCAGUGGCAACCAGCAAAAAUGGGAGCAUUCAAACAGUGAUUGCAUUUUUCCAUCCGUACUGCAACGCUGGCGGCGGAGGGGAGAGGGUGCUGUGGUGUGCCCUCAGAGCCCUGCAGAAAAAAUAUCCUGAAGCAGUUUAUGUUGUUUACACGGGGGAUGUCAAUGUCAGUGGUGAUCAGAUACUAGAAGGUGCGCUCAGAAGAUUUAAUAUCAAAUUAAUUCACCCAGUGAAGUUCGUGUUCUUACGGAAGCGCUACCUCGUGGAGGAUUCACGCUACCCUCGCUUCACGUUACUGGGCCAGAGUCUCGGGUCCCUGGUGCUUGGCUGGGAAGCCCUGAUGCUCUGUGUUCCUGAUGUUUACAUUGACUCCAUGGGCUAUGCCUUCACACUUCCUCUGUUUAAGUAUGUAGGAGGCUGCAGAGUUGGCAGCUACGUCCAUUACCCCACUAUCAGCACUGACAUGCUGUCUGUAGUGAAGAAUCAGAAUGCUGCAUUUAACAACGCAGCCUUCAUCUCCAGGAACCCUUUCCUCAGCAGAAUGAAGCUCCUCUACUACCAUUUAUUUGCUUUCCUGUACGGGCUGGCUGGGUCUUGCAGUGACGUCGUCAUGGUCAACUCCUCUUGGACACUAAACCAUAUUCUCUCCCUGUGGAAGGUUGGAGGUUGCACUAGCAUAGUUUACCCACCUUGUGAUGUGCAGACUUUUCUGGACGUUCCCUUGCAUGAGAAGAAGACCACCUCAGGACACCUGCUGGUUUCCAUCGGCCAGUUCAGACCUGAGAAGAAUCAUCCUCUGCAGAUCAGAGCCUUUGCUAAACUGCUGAAUAACAAGGUGGCAGAGUCACUUCCUUCCCUCAGACUUGUCCUCAUUGGAGGCUGUCGUAACACAGAUGAUGAAUUUCGAGUAAAUCAGCUGAGAAAGCUUUCUGAGGACCUAGGCGUGCAGGAUGCUGUAGAGUUUAAAAUAAACAUUCCAUUUGAUGAAUUAAAGAAGUACUUGUCUGAAGCGACAGUUGGUCUUCAUACCAUGUGGAAUGAGCACUUUGGGAUAGGAGUUGUGGAGUGCAUGGCAGCUGGCACAAUUAUCCUUGCACAUAACUCGGGGGGACCAAAGCUCGACAUCGUAGUUCCUUACAACGGAGACGUGACUGGGUUCCUGGCUGAAGGGGAAGACGAUUACGCUGAGGCAAUGGCACACAUCCUUUCAAUGUCUGAGGAACAGAGACUCCAGAUCAGGAGAAGCGCCCGCGCGUCCGUGCUCAGAUUCUCUGACCAGGAAUUUGAAGUGACAUUCCUGUUGUCUGUGGAGAAGUUGUUUAAAUGA